UUUCAAAAGUUACAAUCAACUCAUCAUUUCCAAGGUGGCUCACUUCCAGAAACUGAAUAUAAACAAACAACCAAGUUCAAAGUUACAGUGAAAGCACCAAGCUGAACCUGAAAACCCAUCUCCAACCAUUUCCUAUGGGGUCACUUUCAAAAACUGUACAAGAAUUGGCUCUCCAAGGAGAAGAAGUACCUGAAAACUUUCUCUACAAAGAUGGUCAUGGUGGAUCUGCAGAUGUCCCAGUUAUGGAUGUUCCAGUUGUUGAUAUUGGUCUUCUUGGUACUUCUGCAGAAGAGCUUGAGAAGCUCAAGUCAGCUCUCAGCACAUUCGGUUGCUUUCAGGGAAUAAACCAUGGUAUGUCACUUGAAUAUUUGAAUCAAGUGCGUGAAAUCACAAAACAAUUUUUCCAUCUUCCAUUGGAAGAGAAGCAAAAAUACUUGAGAGAAGAAAAUGAUAUUGAAGGCUAUGGGAAUGACAUGGUUCUUUCAGAUCAACAAAAAAUUGAUUGGAAUGACCGUCUCUACCUUGUUAUAUACCCUGAAGAUCAGCGGAAGCUCAAACUUUGGCCUGAAAAUCCCAAACUUUUUCGGUCUACGAUACAUGAAUAUUCAGUGAAGAUUCAAUCAAUAAGCGAGGUUAUUCUUAAGGCCAUGGCAAGGUCACUGAAAUUGGAAGAGAACUGCUUUGUGGAGCAGUGUGGGAAAAGAUCAAAACUGUAUGGAAGGUUCAACUUCUACCCCAGAUGUCCAAGACCUGGCCUCAGUCUUGGUAUCAAACCACAUGCAGAUGGGACGGCGAUCACCCUUCUCUUGCAAGACGAAACCGUCGAAGGUCUGCAGUUUUUGAUAAACCACCAGUGGUUCAGAGCUCCAAUCAUUCCUGAGGCUCUUCUGAUUAAUGUUGGUGAUCAAGUAGAGAUAUUAAGUAAUGGCGCGUUCAAGAGCCCGCUGCAUAAAGUGUUGACGAAUUCAGAAAGGGAGAGGAUUUCUUUGGCUGUCUUUUAUACUCCAGAUUCUGAUAAAGAGAUUGGACCUUUCGAAGAGCUGAUGGACGAAUCAAGGCCCAGAUUGUACAGAACAGUCAAAAACUAUGUCAACAUUUAUUUCCAAUACUAUCAGCUGGGGAGGAGGCCAAUGGAGGCAUCAAAAAUCCAAGACUAACAUGCCCAUCUCUUAAUAGUUUUUGUGCCCAUCCAAGCUGUGUGGCUAUCAAAUGCUAAGAACUUGCAACAUGGUAUCAGAAUAAUGCAGCUUGAAUACAGUGUAGGAGUUACUUUUUACUGAAUAUGUUGUAUUUGUGACUGAAUUUUAAUUGGUCCAGUUCGAGAAGCUUGCAGUGCAACAUUACAUUUGUAGAGAAAUAAAAUAUUAAAAAAAUUUGGGACUCUCUUGUUUAUUGUU
Humulus lupulus (European hop) is the source of this 1397-nucleotide messenger RNA. Its product is annotated as jasmonate-induced oxygenase 4-like. Bases 135 to 1157 code for a protein of 340 amino acids. The record is from RefSeq and is a predicted model, not a curated record. NCBI's taxonomy places the organism in Eukaryota, Viridiplantae, Streptophyta, Magnoliopsida, Rosales, Cannabaceae. The transcript has 4 exons.